Molecule: messenger RNA, 375 nt
Organism: Gordionus sp. m RMFG-2023
Lineage: Eukaryota; Metazoa; Nematomorpha; Gordioida; Chordodea; Parachordodidae
Exons: 3
Coding region: 10-357 (115 amino acids)
Source: RefSeq, a predicted model, not a curated record
AUAAAAAGGAUGAACCAAUCAAAAAACGUCCAAUCUCUUCCAAUAAUAACAUCGUUAUUCAUCGUCAUAAUAUGGGCAUCCAAUCGCGUUCACGGAGCAACUUACGUAGAAACAUCCGAUACUGGUCAAUGUACGCUACGCGUUAUGGGGCAAGAUGAUACUCUUAACCCCGGGGAAAUAUGGAAAUCAUCUCACGAUCUGUGCACGGAAUGUUCAUGCCGCCAAUCCCCAGACGACGGUUUAUGGCAUACGGAUUGUAAAAGCUGUGGAGUUGUAGCUACACCCUGUGAGAGUAUUCCUGAUGACGAUACCCUAUAUCCGGAUUGCUGUCCAAAACUCUGCGGCAACAUAUCCUGACCCAAUAAACAAAACAAC